This is a messenger RNA of Saccharomycodes ludwigii, 5019 nucleotides long. RefSeq names its product FG-nucleoporin NUP159 (gene NUP159). The coding region runs from base 1 to 5019 and encodes 1672 amino acids. The transcript has a single exon. Lineage: Eukaryota; Fungi; Ascomycota; Saccharomycetes; Saccharomycodales; Saccharomycodaceae. Gene Ontology annotation, molecular function: protein binding. The record is from RefSeq and is a predicted model, not a curated record.
AUGUCUUUGACCACCUUGAGUGUAGGUGAAGAAUUGGAAACUAUUAUAACCGAUGAUUUUGGAUUCAAACCCGUAAAUUCUACUUUGUUAAAUCUAGUCACAACAUCUAAAGGUGGUAAUCAUGAAACAGAAGAUAAAUCACGGAAAAUCCCAUAUGUAAAUCAACGAUGUUUGAGCAUCAAUGAAAAAUACUUCAUCGUGUCUGAUGGUCUUACUAGUCACGUACGCAUUGGUGAAUUGGAUAAGUUACGUUCUAAGUUAUUUAAUAAUAAUGUCGAGGAAGACAACGACGAUAUUCCCUUUUUGUUCGAUAACGAACUACCUAAUGACACUAUCAUAAGCGUCGAAUCUUUUACUGAUAAUGUAAAUAUAUUCUAUGUUAUAACACAAUUGGGUAAAAUAUACCAAUUAGAUAUCUCGACUGGUGUGAAAAAUGAUUGGGGUCAGUCUUCAAAAUCUUUGAACACUAAUAUUGCCAUGUGUAAAAAACAAAAUGGUUCCCUAAUUAUUUUAUGUGAAAAUGGCGAUUUAUUACAAUAUAACGUUUCUACAAGUGCUUUAACUACAGUGGCUAAUAACGUCGAGUAUUUUGAUAUUUUGCAGACUGAGAAAAUUGUCUACUCCAUUAACACAGAGAUUUACAUCUAUUCUGUUAAAAGUAAAUGUGUUGUUCAAAAAUUUUCUGUAUCCAUUGAUGCCGAGGAAGAAUAUGACAAUGGUGAGCAAGAGCAACCGGAACCGUUAAAAUGCUUGGUUGUUGAAUUUAUUUCUAACAAAACAUUUUUGGUGGUGUAUGGUACUACAGAUACAAAUUCAGAAGAUGGGGACUUUUACAACCAUAAAAUAUUUAUAAUCGAUAUUGAAAACAACUCAGUUGAGCAAACAUAUGAUGUCAUUCCACCUUUUGCACAGUCAUUACGUAAGCCAACUUUAUAUAAAGCAAUUUGUGUCAAUUUGAACAACACUUACAAAGAAACCGUGGUUUUUGCAAGUUCAUGCUCUUCGGAGUUAUCAAUUAUCACAGUAGAAACGGCAUCAAACAAAAUUGCUACUCAAAUUCCAGAUCAAGAUAGUAACAGAGCUAUUUUACCAAUGGACCCAGUUACCGAUAAUGAUACUACUCCAAUUGGUAUGGCUUUAGAUUGUUGGAACACGGAUUUACCAAUUUUGUCUCCAUGCCCUGGUGUCGACUCUGCCACGGAAUUACCACUAAUUUAUGUAUUGAACAAUUUAGGCCAAUUGCAAGCUUUUGCAUUAUUUUCUAUGCAAAGUAUCAAAGAUACUACAUUGAGUUUAAAGGAUACUAUUAAGCUUUAUUCUGGGGAUUAUUUUAGUAAUACUGAGGUGGAGCAUGCUAUUACUUCCCUUGAUUCAAACUUAAUUAAUGAUAGUGAUAAACUUAAAAGCAGUACUCCCAAUAUCGGGUUAAUUGGUGAUGCUACUGUUGAAUCACCAUUUGACAAGCCUGUAUUUGGUGCACCAUCGUUUGGUUCCAUUGAAAAUAACAAUAAUACUGAAUCGUCAUUUGGUAAACCUGCAUUUGGUGCACCAUCAUUUGGUUCCAAUACAGCCAACAGCAAUAUUGAAUCACCUUUUGGUAAAUCUGCAUUUGGAACAUAUACUGCUACCGAUGAAACCAAGGAAUCGCCAUUUGGUAAACCCGUAUUUGGUGCAUCAUCGUUUGGAACAUCUACUGAUACCGAUGAAACCAAGGAAUCGCCAUUUGACAAGCCUGUGUUUGGUGCACCAUCGUUUGGUUCCAUUGCAACUAACAAUAAUGCUGAAUCACCAUUUGGUAAACCUGCAUUUGGAACAUCUACUGCUACCGAUGAAAAUAAGGAAUCGCCAUUUGGUAAGCCUGUAUUUGGUGCACCAUCGUUUGGUUUCAAUGCAACUAACAAUAAUGCUGAAUCACCAUUUGGUAAACCUGCAUUUGGUGCACCAUCAUUUGGUUCCAAUGCAACUAACAAUAAUGCUGAAUCACCUUUUGGUAAACCUGCAUUUGGAACAUCUACUGCCACCGAUGAAACCAAGGAAUCGCCAUUUAGUAAACCCGUAUUUGGUGCAUCAUCGUUUGGAACAUCUACUGAUACCGAUGAAAAUAAGGAAUCGCCAUUUGACAAGCCUGUGUUUGGUGCACCAUCGUUUGGUUCCAUUGCAACUAACAAUAAUGCUGAAUCACCAUUUGGUAAACCUCCGUUUGGAACAUCUACCACUAUCGAUGAAAAUAAGGAAUCACCAUUUGGUAAGCCUGUGUUUGGUGCACCAUCGUUUGGUUCCAUUGCAACUAACAGUAACGCUGAAUCACCAUUUGGUAAACCUGCAUUUGGAACAUCUACUGAUACCGAUGAAAAUAAGGAAUCGCCAUUUGGUAAGCCUGUGUUUGGUGCACCAUCGUUUGGUUCCAUUGCAACUAACAAUAAUGCUGAAUCACCAUUUGGUAAACCUCCGUUUGGAACAUCUACCACUAUCGAUGAAAAUAAGGAAUCACCAUUUGGUAAGCCUGUGUUUGGUGCACCAUCGUUUGGUUCCAUUGCAACUAACAGUAACGCUGAAUCACCAUUUGGUAAACCUGCAUUUGGAACAUCUACUGCUACCGAUGAAAAUAAGGAAUCGCCAUUUGGUAAGCCUGUAUUUGGUGCACCAUCGUUUGGUUCCAUUGCAACUAACAAUAAUGCUGAAUCACCAUUUGCUAAACCUCCGUUUGGAACAUCUACCACUAUCGAUGAAAAUAAGGAAUCACCAUCUGCUAAGCCUGCGUUUGGUAAUAAUUUAUUUCCAUCAUAUUCUACGUCUCUUGGUGAUAAACCCUUGUUUGGUACAGUAACGACUGAAGUAAAGGAUUCUCCAUUUGCUUCUCUAUCAUUGAAUGGUAAUUCUGGCUCUACCUUUAGUAAAGAUUCACUUUUUGAAGAUAUUACUAAAGAGAACAAUACUGUUAAAGAGCAUAAAGAAGAAGAAGAAGAAGAAGAAGAAGAAGAAGAAGAAGAAGAAGAAGAAGAAGAAGAAGAAGAAGAAGAGGAAGAAGAAGAAGAGGAAGAAGGAGAAAAAGAGGAAGGAAGAGAAAAAGAAAAAGAAAAAGAAAAAAAAAAAGAAAAAGAAGAGCAUGAUGGUGAAGAAGAUAAAGACACAGAAAGUUUUGAAAUUAUUAGUGAACCGGAAAGAGAGGAACAGGGUGAGAAAUCUGUUUCAGAUGCUAUAAUUACAAAUGUUAAGGCUCCAGAUGACGAAAACUUUUUCCAAGGAAAAGAGAACAAGCAAGAAACUGAAAGCGAACCUUUUAAAAAAGAUGUGUCGCAAAACAUACAAAAAAUAGAACCAAAUGCCGAUUCAGUUGAACAUUUAAAUCCUCCAUUCAAGACUGAAAUUUCUAAUAACGAACAAAGUGAGGAAAUUAUUGGGAAAACAGAAAAUGGUUUUAUGAAAGUGGAAUCAGAUAAAAAGGAUAUUGAAAGUAAUGCUCAUUUCCACCUUAACGAUGAUAUAUCCACUCUUUCGGAACGUAUUAUUAAAAAGGCAUCCACUAACAAAACACCAUUACCUUCACUUUUACAAGAAAAAACCUUAGGCACAGUAAAAGAAUCUUCGCCAUUUGAUAGUUUUUCAAACAUUUUAAAGCCUCCAGCUGAAGAAACUAAAAAAGUUUCAGACACUAGUGAUUUAAAGCCGUCUUUUUCAUUUACUGACGUUAUUGAUAAAGCUCAUUCAAAAAAAGAUGAGUUUGGUAAUGAACACUCGAUAAACAAACCUAAUGACGAAGCACUAACUAUUAAGGACCAGGUGGAGGAUACAUUAGCAAGAGAAUUAAACAAAUCAACAACAGAAGAGAAGGAAAAAGAGGAUGAAUCUGUCGCUGGUUCAACGGGCAACCCAAAAAAUGUUGAUACAAAUACUUUUCAAGAAGCCCCAUCUAUUUUAAACAAAAACGAUCAAUCCAAUACUUCUAAUAUUGAAAAGGAUACAAAAACAGAGACAAAAUUAGAGAAAGCAGACGCGUCAUCUCAAACUUCAAAUGAAAACACCACUGAAAUCCAUGUUCAAACAGAUUCGAUCAGUGUCAGAGAGCAAGAGGUUAAUGCUACUCCAGUGUUGAAAACAGCUGAACAGCAAACUGUCCAACCCGAAAUCGUGGAUAAUUCUAUUUUUUCGUUCGAAAACGAUAAAAGGUAUUUAGCCAGCCAGUAUCCAGUGUUAAAGAUGAAACCAUAUUACUACAAUAAUGCUAGUAAUUUAACGUCCAAGUACCAAAACCCCAUUUUGAAAACGAUUGAUGAAUUAUAUCAGCUAGUUGAAAGUGAAUUAACAGUACUUAAUGAAAAUCUACGAAAUUUUGAUGCUGUGAUAAUCGAUCAAUUGAACGUACCGUUCGACAAAGAUAUUACAUGUCUGUCUAUGGAUUAUAGCUGGAGGCUAUCAGAGGUAUCUGUUUUGAAUAAAAUUAUUUUUCAGGCGGCCAGGACCGGUGAUGUAAAGAUUGUCAAUAACUUGGCUAACAAAAUUGAUGAUUUGGAAGGUGCUCAGUCUCAUUUUUCUCUCGAGAUUAAACAAUUGAAUAAAUCGUAUGAUAUUUUACAAUUGGAAAGUAAAGUAUCUAAAACUGACGAAGAAACUUUAACCGCUUCUCAAUUACAAGUUAAAUUAAAAUUGGAAAAGAAAAUUAAAGAGUUGUCAAUACAGUUUAAUAAGAUAUCUCAGUUAUUACAAGUUUUAAAACUGUUUUCUAUUGAUCUAGAAGGUGGGGGAGCAUGUCUAAGUCCACAUUCAAAGACACAUAUUCAGCAAUUAUUUGAGGGGAAAGUUGACAGGGACACUUUAUUGAAUGAAGUUAGGAAUUUACGACAAGAAGUUUCCGCGUUGACAAUUGGUUCAACUAAUACCAAUGAUAAAUAUAAGAGAAAGGAAAAUUCAAGAAGGGAAGUUGCGUUAAUUGCCAACGAAUCAGCUUCCAUUGUUAGGGUUGCAUCUAAAAUUAAUUUCAAAAGUAAAUUAGGUGCAGCAUUUAGAAAUAAGAAGUUGUAA